CUUUCUCUUCUGAUUUCUCAUAGUUUUAGAAAUCUAUACAUUUGUUUAUAGGGUCGCUAAUAAAACAUGGAGAUUGUGGAACAAGAACCAGCAAUUCAACCAUCUGCUCCAAUUCAACAGUCAAGGCACUCCAACGGAUGGAUAUUGGCGACCUCAUCAGUGAUAUUAUGCUUUCUAUUGAUCAUCUUCCCUGAUUUAAAGAAAUUAUCACAUGGCCUCAACAAGAAACAUGUGUUAGAAAUGAUCAUCCCUCUUGUUGUACCUUUUCAGUUGGCAUUACCUAUCAUGAUGUCCCUACUCUCCUCUUACAAGAGUAUGUCCUUCGGCAUAUGGAUUGCAGUGGUACUAACAAGUGUAAUAACAUCUAUAGAAAUGAGUCUUGUUUCGUCAGACCCUGCUAUCUUUAUUUCAAUCGGUUGGAAGUUAUUUGCUUUCUUCCCUCUACUACUUUACAUGCCACUGAUCAGUUGUGAAGAUGCAGUAUUUUCAAAACUAAUCCAGGGAAUGGUAUUAAUUUAUUGGAUCUUAUUCUUAGUUUGUUUGUUAAUGGCAUAAUGUACAAUAGGCAUUAGUUGUUUCAUUUUCUU
Vicia villosa (hairy vetch) is the source of this 587-nucleotide messenger RNA. RefSeq lists its product as uncharacterized. Bases 67 to 555 code for a protein of 162 amino acids. The transcript has 2 exons. NCBI's taxonomy places the organism in Eukaryota, Viridiplantae, Streptophyta, Magnoliopsida, Fabales, Fabaceae. The record is from RefSeq and is a predicted model, not a curated record.